UUUAUUAAACAGUGGAUUGGGUUUCUAGUCCCAACACCCUAUUUUUUUCUGGUUUUAUUUUCCCGAAGGAAGGCUGAAAGAACAACGGAGAGCAAAACAGACCUUACGGGAGAUUACAAUGUACACAAAGCCAUCUUGGGAGUGGGGGCGGUUCAUUCGCUCAGCAGAGAACACGGGAAAGAGGGUGAGGAAUAGGAAUGUCUGCCGAUGUUAGGGGAAGCAGCAGCAGAGAGAAGGGCAGCUGUUGUUCUCGGGGUGCACUAACCCUCGCCCGCACCCCGCUCCGCCGGCGGGCACAGGCCCAGCGCACGCCCCGGCUCCCACGGCGCUGGGGCACCGCCGCCACGGCCGGGAGCUCUCGCCUGCUCCAGGGUCUCCCCUGGCCCAGGGCGGGCGGCCGCCCCUCCGCCCGGCGGCACACGUCCCCCACGCCGCCGCGCCCCUCCCGCCGCCGGCUCCCGCAUCCCGUGCCGCGCACCCCGCGUGACCGGCGGGGCGGGCACGGGCGGGCACAGGCGGGCGGCCCGCCCCGCUCUGCUCUGCCCCGGGCCGAGCGCCGCUCGCACGCACAGGGCACAGGAAGCCGGGCGCUGCAUCCCCGCUCGGUCCCGGCCGCCCGCCCCCGCCGGAGGAGCCGGGGGCGGGGCGGGGCCGGGCCGUCCGCGGCGCCUCCCCGCGGGAGCGGGCGGGGCUCCUCUCCUUUGCGCCAUGAUGAACAAAUGACCUCGCGGGGAAUGAAAUUUAAGUUCCACCGGGGAGAGAGAGUUCUCUGCUUCGAGCCCGACCCCACCAAAGCCAAAGUGCUCUAUGAUGCCAAGAUUGUUGAUAUUGUUGUUGGAAAAGAUGAGAAAGGCAGAAGGAUUCCAGAAUAUCUGAUCCAUUUUAACGGCUGGAACAGAAGCUGGGAUAGAUGGGCAGCUGAAGAUCAUGUUCUUCGGGAUACAGACGAAAACCGCAGAUUACAGCGUAAAUUGGCACGGAAGGCUGUGGCUCGCAUGAGAAGAAAGGGAAGAAAGAAGAGACGUUGCAGGUUGCCUGGUGUUGACUCUGUGUUAAAAAGCCUUCCUGCUGAAGAAAAUGAUGAAAGUAGCGAAAACUCUAUAAGUAGUUCUUCUUCUGAUGACAGUGAUGAAGGAACAGAUGAAGAAAUAAAAAGUGAAGAAAGUGACAUAGAUGAGAGGACAGAAAUGAAAGAAGAACAAGACACUCAUACAAAGAGGGACAUGGAAGAAAGAGCAAUAAGCAUAGAAAUUCCUGAUGUCUUGAAAAAGAAGCUUGAGGAAGACUGCUACUAUAUUAAUAGAAGAAAAAGGCUAGUGAAGCUUCCUUGCCAGACAAAUAUAAUAACCAUCUUGGAGUCAUACGUAAAACACUUUGCAAUCAAUGCUGCUUUUUCAGCCAAUGAAAGGUCUCGGCACCAUCAGAUGACUCCACAUGCUAAUAUGAAUCUUCAUUAUGUGCCUCCAGAGAAGAAUGUCGAGCUAUGUAAAGAGAUGGUGGAUGGGCUGAGAAUAACCUUUGACUUCACACUUCCCUUAAUUUUGCUCUAUCCUUAUGAACAAGCUCAAUUUAAGAAGGUGACGUCAUCAAAAUUCUUUCUUCCUAUCAAAGAGAACUCAACAAAUACUAACAGAAAUCAGGAGGAGCUUUCCCCAAGCCCCCCUCUGCUGAACCCGCCCACGCCUCAGUCGACCGACAGCCAGCCCACCACGGGGGAGCCGGCCACGCCGAAGAGGCGGAAGGCGGAACCCGAAAUCCUGCAGUCGCUGCGGCGCUCGACGCGCCACAGCUCCAACUGCGACCGGCUGUCGGAGAGCAGCGCGUCCCCACAGCCCAAGCGGCGGCACCUCGACACCCCGGCCUCCAUGCCAAAGCUCUUCCUGCACCUCGAGAAAAAAACCCCUGUCCAUAGCGGGUCGUCUUCACCUAUAACUUUGACUCCUAGCAAAGAAGGGAGCACGGUGUUUACUGGCUUUGAAGGUAGAAGAAACAAUGAAUUGAAUGAGGUUUUGUCCUGGAAAUUGAUGCCAGAGAAUUAUCCACCAAGUGAUCAACCACCACCUCCCUCAUAUAUCUAUGGAUCUCAACAUUUGCUGAGGAUGUUUGUAAAACUACCAGAAAUACUGGGGAAGAUGUGCUUUCCUGAAAAAAACCUAAAGGCUUUAGUAAAACACUUUGAGAUGUUUCUGAGGUUUUUAGCAGAAUACCAUGAUGAUUUCUUCCCAGAAUCUGCUUAUGUAGCUGCAUGUGAAGCCUACUACAGUACUAAAAAUCCUCGGGCAAUCUACUGAAACUAUUUAUAAGGAUUAAAUCCUGCUAUACAUAGCCCAUGACAAUGCUAUUCUGCUACAUGGCUACAAGAUGAAAAAGGAAUUAAAACAACUUCUGGAGUUGAAGACAUUGGAAAAUAUGUUUGUGAUGGUUGGAUUACCUAGGAAUGGAGAACUACUUUUCAGAGAUGUGUAUAGACAGUGGUGUGAGUCACUUAGAGGAUUGAAUAUAAAUCUGACUCCAGAUGAAUGAAGAAGCCUUGUUCUGACUUUACUGCACAGGACUACACAGAGUAAUAAAAAGCAAAGGAGGCAAGAGCAGAUGCAUUGGCAACAGGACAUUUUCAUGAAGAUAAAUCACCAUGCUAUGUUUCAUUGUAAUUCAGCCUUUCCUGCAUGAGAAAUAAGACUUGACUAAACAGUUACAUGAAGAGAAUUUGUAACUGGUAUCUUAUGGAUUGUUCUCAAAAAUUACAUUUCAUUUGUGGAACUGUUACGAUAGAAAGGAUUGCUUAAUGUAAAGGUGGCUUUGCUAUUUGGCUAGUGUGACAUCUGCCUCAAAAAUGGCUUUGUUGCUUAAAUGAAAGAUGUGUUGCUGACUUUGCAUUUUGCAAAGGUGUAUAUAGACCUUUCAUGGUAAAGCUGACAAGAUUCCAAGCAGACCACACACUGCCAGGGAUUCAGCAUUUACUGACAAUAAAUGAUUUCCAGAGCCCUUAUGAAAGAACUGAUUUUCUACAAGUAAAUGGGAAAGUCAGUGAAGUCACUGCAGUUUAACUGGCAAACACUUCUUUUCUUAAUAAAGUUCACAGUGGCUGCUGUGUGGAUGUGUGA
Molecule: messenger RNA, 3104 nt
Organism: Prinia subflava (tawny-flanked prinia)
Lineage: Eukaryota; Metazoa; Chordata; Aves; Passeriformes; Cisticolidae
Gene: MSL3
Product: MSL complex subunit 3
Exons: 13
Coding region: 198-2291 (697 amino acids)
Biological process (GO): regulation of DNA-templated transcription; chromatin organization
Cellular component (GO): NuA4 histone acetyltransferase complex; nucleus; MSL complex
Source: RefSeq, a predicted model, not a curated record